GAGAGGGGAAAAGGGAGAGAUGGUGAAACAAAAUGGCUUGCAACUAACGUUGGCAUCGUUGUGAGACGACCAUUCGCCCUGAGAGAGAGAGCGGGAAGAGAGAGAGAGGCGUGUGUGCGCUUUCGAUAGCGAUAUCGGCCGGUCACAUCGCUUCUCUUCGUCCGCCCUCCCCAUGUGACCAGGCAACCCCUUCCUCUCUCUCUCUCUCGCUCUCCCCCCUUCUCUUUCUCUCUCUCCUGGCUGCCGUGCCAUCCUGCGAAUUUUCUCCGGGUUGGUGACGAUUUGGUGCAGGGGGACCGAUCUUCCUGGUUGAGGACAAGUUUUGCGUAGUUGGAUUCUCUGAUUUCUAGGGUUUUGAGAGGCUUCUAGUUGUUGGGCACCUCCGAAUUUAUGGGGUUCCUUCCUUGGGCGCGUUCCUGUUCGAGGUAUUAUGCUUGAGUUCUAUCAUAAACUCGUCAGAGAUGGAAUCAUAUGAUAAAACCUGUGGUGAAGCUUUGCAACUAGAGAGUUUGUCUUCGGGUGGUCUAAGCACACCAGAGAAAAGUGAACAUGUGCAAGAAACUUCGAAAGGACAAGAUACUAUUCAAGGAUUUCUCCAGUCCUGUACCAAGAAGGAACUGGUGCAGACAUGCACCACAAAAGAUAAGAAGAUCUCAGGCAUUUCAAAACACAUCCCCAAGGCAUUGAGCAACAAAAUAUACAAGAAUCAUGAAAGCAGGAAGAGUUCAAGCCAGCCGACAUCCAAUGGUAAUCAGGUUGCUCUGAAGAAACUACAGAGGAAAGGGGAUAAUCCUGUUCGCCUUCCAUCUGUGUCUGAUAUGUUAUCUGAUGGCAAUCGUGCCAGUAGUUGGGUUUGUAAGAAUUCUGCAUGUAGAGCAACUUUAAGCUUGGAUGACACAUUCUGUAAGAGGUGCUCAUGUUGCAUUUGCCAUUUGUUUGAUGACAACAAGGAUCCAAGUCUCUGGUUUGUCUGUUCAUCCGAAUCUAAUGGAGGGGAUUCAUGUGGGUUAUCCUGUCAUAUUGAAUGUGCUCUUCAGCACCAAAAAGCAGGAAUAGUUGAUCUUGGGCAGCUGAUGCAACUGGAUGGUAGUUAUUGUUGCCCUUCCUGUGGUAAAGUUGCAGGGAUAAUUGGGUGUUGGAAGAAGCAGUUGGCUAUUGCUAAAGAUGCAAGGCGUGUUGAUGUUCUUUGCUAUCGUAUAUCCUUAAGUUACAGGCUGCUUGAUGGAACAUCUCGUUUCAGAGACCUGCACGACAUUGUGACUGAUGCAAAGUGCAAGCUUGAAACUGAAGUUGGUUCUGUGAAUGGAAUGUCUGCCAGGAUGGCUCGUGGCAUUGUUAGCAGGCUAUCAGUUGCUGCUGAUGUUCAGAAGCUCUGUGCUCAUGCCAUUGAAAAAGCUGAAGCCUGGCUUACUUCCGUUUCCAAUUCUCAUCCAAGUCUAAAUGAAAAUUCACUUCCUGCUGCUUGCAGAAUCCAGUUUGAAGAUGUUACAUCUUCAUCUCUGGUAAUUAUCCUUAAAGAUCCAUCCUCAGGUUCAUCAGAUAGCGUCCAUGGUUAUAAGUUAUGGUACUGCAUGAGUCGUGAGCAGAAACACCAAAAAGAACCCAUAUGUAUCUUGCCAAAGUCCCAGCGAAGACUCCUAAUCUCAAAUUUGCAGCCAUGCACAGAGUACACAUUCAGAAUUAUUUCUUUCACAGAGGCUGGAGACUUGGGGCACUCUGAAUUUAAGUGUUUUACCAAGAGUGUGGAGAUAAUCCACAAGCAAUCUGAUCUCCUGGCAGCCCCAGAAAAUAAGAGCGACAGCUUGGGUAUUAGUGGUAGCUCUGCCAGUGCUAAAAGAGGAUCUAGGACAAUGAAUGCCUCUGCUGGAUUCAAGGUCAGAGAUCUAGGCAAGAUCUUGCGAGUAGCGUGGGCCAAAGAACAUGGCUGCUAUGAUGAAUUCUGUGAUGCAGAUGAAGACUGCGCAGAAGUUGAUGAUGGGAGUGGUUCAAUGAAGCAAGAAAUUGCUGAGGAACCACAUACUCAUUCUCGGGGCCUUGAUCUAAAUGUUGUAUGUGUCCCAGAUCUGAAUGCUGACCUGGCUUCACCUUUGGAUUGUUCAAAGGAUGAAGGCAGCUCAGAGCGGAUAAUUGAAGCUGAAGAGGAUGUCCUUUCUCAUGGAAGGGAUAAGAAUGCACAGGCUGAAUACAAUGACAGUGAUUCACACUGGUUAAUGAGGCCAGUGAAAGAAAUCCCAGCUAUUGAGACACACACAAGAUUUCGAGAUAAAAAGAUGGCAAACGGGAAUGAAGAAGCAUAUGAUUGUGAUAGUACUCUCAUUAAUGGUUCACCAUUAAGAUUUUCUGCUGGGCCCGGGUACCUGGAUGGGAACUAUGAGUACUGUGUGAAAAUAAUUAGAUGGUUGGAACGAGGAGGUCACAUUGAUAAGGAUUUCAGGAUGAAUUUUUUGACGUGGUUCAGUCUUAGGUCUACUGAAGAAGAAAGGAGGGUGGUUAACACAUUUAUUCAGACCCUCAUUGACGAUCCUAGCAGCUUGGCUGGUCAGUUGGUGGAUUCAUUUUUAGAUAUCAUCUCUAACAAACGACCCCGUAAUGGAUUCUGCAGCAAGCUGUGGCAUUAACAUCAGAUCAACCGGAAGCUGGAUAGGAAAUUGCCAGUUUCAAUUUUUUUCCCAUCAGAAUUAUUCUUUUCCCUCCCCAUGUUUCCCUGAUUUUCUUAUUGCUCCCUACAGGCAUCUUCUACUUCUAAUCAUUCGGCUGCAUGUUCCUGCUCCCUGCCUAUGGAGAGGGUUUCUCGAUUAUUAUCUCUUGGAGUGGUUCAUUGAAUUGAAAGUGACAGAAUCACACCAGAAUUUAUUUGUCCAUGUUCUUUUACUGCAACUUUACCCCAUUAAAAUUGUUUUUUUGAUGUGAA
Molecule: messenger RNA, 2911 nt
Organism: Nymphaea colorata (pocket water lily)
Lineage: Eukaryota; Viridiplantae; Streptophyta; Magnoliopsida; Nymphaeales; Nymphaeaceae
Product: VIN3-like protein 1
Exons: 5
Coding region: 462-2618 (718 amino acids)
Biological process (GO): vernalization response; epigenetic regulation of gene expression
Molecular function (GO): protein binding
Source: RefSeq, a predicted model, not a curated record